AGAAUUUUCCGAAUUGUGUUUACAAUAACGGCCGUCAGAUGCCGUUGGGAUUUGUUUUUUAGUAGGGGCCAGUGACAAUAAAACCCUGGUGUCCAUGCUUGUUUCUUUCUACUCGAUUGCCGUCCUCUUCAGCGAGAAGUUUGUCAACAACAGGUGGGUCGGAGCAGGGGGUGAGGAAAGAUCCAGAAGAACUUUAAGGAAAUGAGGCCGAAACUCGAUUAUAAUUCGGACGGUGGUCUGUGCAGCAGUUCUGCAAGUGUUUCCGGCGAAGACACUCCCAAUCGCGAUGAGCGGUCUCAAAGCCCGACGGAUUUUGAUUAUAGUUCUGGUAACUCUACUCUGGCAGAUAAGAUUCGCUCGCGAGUUGAAAGUGGCGAAAAAUUUUUCUCCCUCGAAUUCUUCCCACCCAGAACCAAAGAGGGUGCUGUCAAUCUAUUAGCAAGAUUCGAAAGGCUGAGGUUAGCUUGCCCUUUGUUUUGCGAUGUCACGUGGCAUCCGGCAGGAAAUCCUGGUGGAGAUACAGAGACAUCGUCGAUGACGAUCGCCAGUGCGGCGCUUAAUUAUUGCGGUCUCGAGACAAUGUUGCAUUUGACGUGCUGCAAUCUCAGUCGCGAGGACGUAAUCAAACAUCUCAACAGGGCGAGAGAAAUGGGCAUCAGGAAUAUUCUAGCCCUUAGGGGAGAUCCCCCGAUCGGUCAAGAUUGGCAUCCACCGGAAAAUGGAUUAAAAUAUGCAGUUGAUCUUGUCCGGUUGAUUCGUGAUCUCUUUGGCGACGAUUUCAGCAUUUGCGUGGCUGGAUAUCCCACUGGUCAUCCUGAUGCUACUUCCUACGAAGCCGAUUUACUACACUUGAAAGAGAAGGUGGAUGCAGGGGCUGAUUUCAUCAUCACUCAGUUAUUCUUCCGCGCCGAAACGUUCGUCAAAUUUGUGAGUGACUGCAGAGCAUUGGGUAUCAACGUGCCCAUCAUUCCUGGAGUGAUGCCUAUCCAGUCGUACGAUUCUCUCCGCCAAAUAGCUAAACUUUCUAAAUUGGAAGUGCCUGAAGAAAUCAUAAACAUUGUAGCGCCCCUCAAAGACAAUGACGAAGCCAUCCGAAAUUAUGGCGUCCAGCAGGCCGUCACUCUCAUUCGUGAAUUGUUUAAUGCCGGUGUAGCGCCCGGCGUUCAUUUCUACACGCUCAACAGAGAAGUGGCUACGACAGCUAUUUUGAAGCAACUGGGUCUAUGGGUCACCGAACCGAGACGGCCUUUACCUUGGCGUAGGGCUGCCAACGCCAAACGAAGCACAGAGACGGUCCGUCCCAUCUUUUGGUCGUCGAGGCCUAAGGCCUACAUUUACCGGACUCGUCAUUGGGAUGAAUUUCCUAACGGACGUUGGGGCAAAUCCGAUUCGCCCGCAUUCGGAGAGCUCAAAGAUUAUUAUCUGUUUUACUUGAAGAGUAAGAGCUCCAAAAAUGAUCUGCUGCGCAUGUGGGGAGAGGAAUUAUGUUCCGAACAAGAUGUUUGGGAUGUUUUUCAUUGCUACCUGUCGGGACAGCCCAACAAAUGUGGCGUCAAAAUUACGAAAAUCGCCUGGAACGAUGAAGAGCUGAGCUCAGAGACAUCACUUCUUCAAGAGAAAUUAUCUGAAUUCAACAAAAAGGGAGUGUUGACUAUCAAUUCUCAGCCAAAUGUGAAUGGAGCUCUGAGUGAUGAUCCAGUCGUCGGAUGGGGACCCAGAGGCGGUUAUGUUUAUCAAAAAGCUUAUCUCGAAUUUUUCACGGGCCAAGCCAAUGUUCAGGCUCUUUUAAAAGUAUUGCCCAGUUUUCCUAGGGUCAAUUUCCACAUCAUCAACAGCAACGGCACGGCGGAUUACACCAACUGCCACAGACACAGGCCAGUUGCUGUGACUUGGGGCGUUUUCCCCGGACGUGAAGUCCUUCAGCCGACCGUCGUCGACCCCGUCUCGUUCAAAGUGUGGAAAGACGAAGCCUUUGCUCUAUGGGGUGAACAGUGGGGCAAACUCUACCCGGAAAAGUCGACGUCCAGGGACGUGUUGACACGAAUCUCGGAGACGUACUACCUCGUCAACCUGGUGGACAACGACUUUCCUCGAGAGAGUUGUCUUUGGGACCUUCUCAACGCCAUGUUUGCCCAGCGCGAGUUGGACAGCAUGAGCGAUUUUAUCCAGCAAGACUCUGACGUCCACCUGGACGAUGUCGCCCACUACGAAAAUGGUCUGAGAUUGACGAGACGCCAAGAUUCACGAGGCGAUGGGAGCUACACUCAUUACACGAUGGAAGAACUGGUGGAAGCUGCACAUCGUCAAGAAAUGCAUGAUGAAAUUGUGACGGGCGAAGGAAACGAGUGACAUAUUUUUUUAACUUUUCUCUACAAGAAUCUUUUCUGGGAGGACAACAAUAGUUAGGAAUUCUAUUUUGAAAUGAUUUUGAAUCUUUAUUUUGUGCGUCCUUAUUUUUAAACGAUGCCAUAAAAAGAAAUUUAGGAGUUGUGGCAUUACAUUGAAGGAUGGGUGCAUUUAAUUUAAAAAAAGGAUAAUAGAAAAAUGCAACACUG
This is a messenger RNA of Daphnia carinata, 2555 nucleotides long. RefSeq names its product methylenetetrahydrofolate reductase (NADPH)-like. Gene Ontology annotation, cellular component: cytosol. Gene Ontology annotation, molecular function: FAD binding; methylenetetrahydrofolate reductase [NAD(P)H] activity. Gene Ontology annotation, biological process: tetrahydrofolate interconversion. The transcript is spliced from 8 exons. The record is from RefSeq and is a predicted model, not a curated record. NCBI's taxonomy places the organism in Eukaryota, Metazoa, Arthropoda, Branchiopoda, Diplostraca, Daphniidae. Bases 202 to 2349 code for a protein of 715 amino acids.